Molecule: messenger RNA, 919 nt
Organism: Nicrophorus vespilloides
Lineage: Eukaryota; Metazoa; Arthropoda; Insecta; Coleoptera; Silphidae
Gene: Coq5
Product: 2-methoxy-6-polyprenyl-1,4-benzoquinol methylase, mitochondrial
Exons: 3
Coding region: 73-888 (271 amino acids)
Biological process (GO): ubiquinone biosynthetic process
Molecular function (GO): methyltransferase activity
Source: RefSeq, a predicted model, not a curated record
UAAUGUGAAUAAAGUUGCCUAUCAAUCUGCACGUAACCUGAAAACUUUGCAAGCAUUACGAGCAGUUUUAAGAUGAGUUUGCUGAGGAAUUUGGUGGUGAAGCAGAGUCUUAGGAGAUGCUCGACGUCAGCUAAGCAGACCCAUUUCGGUUUCGAAACGGUACCGGAAAAUGAGAAAACUGAAAAAGUACGAGAGGUGUUUGAAAAUGUUGCUCACAGUUAUGAUGUUAUGAACGAUGUUAUGUCUGUGGGCAUCCACCGGAUAUGGAAAGAUAUGUUCAUACAUAACUUGGGUCCCACGAAAAACACGAAACUGCUUGAUGUUGCUGGAGGCACUGGUGAUAUUGCAUUUAGAUUUUUGAAUUAUGUAAAAAACUCGAACUUGGAAGAGGGCAGUCAUGUAACAGUUUGUGAUAUAAAUCAAGCUAUGCUUGACGUUGGUAAAGCUCGCUGUGAGAAACUCAAAUAUGACUCUGAACAUAUUAGUUGGCAGCAAGGGAAUGCUGAAGAAUUACCAUUCGAAGAUAACAAGUUUAAUGCGUACACAAUAGCUUUCGGUGUUAGAAACGUGACCCACAUUGAUAAAGUUUUAAAAGAAGCUUAUCGUGUUUUAAAACCAGGUGGUAGAUUCAUGUGCUUGGAAUUCAGCCAAUUGGAAUAUGCACCAGCUCAAUGGGUCUACGACCAAUACAGCUUUCAAGUGAUACCAGUAAUGGGACAAAUAUUAACUGGCAAAUGGCAACCAUAUCAAUAUCUGGUUGAGAGCAUAAGACAAUUCCCAAAGAAAGAGCAUUUUAAAAAUAUGAUUGAAGAAGCUGGAUUCAGACAAGUGACCUACGAGAAUUUGAGCCUGGGAAUAGUGGCGAUACAUUCAGGAUUCAAAUUGUAAAUGUGACUGAAUAAAAAACCAAUUAGCCUGA